AUGGGGGACACCUGCUGGCUGGCGUCCGCUUGUCCUGCCCUGCUGGAGACAGGGGACGGCUCGGGUGCAUCGCAGUUAAGGAUUGUCCUUCUCGGAGGAAGGAACUGUGGGAAGAACUCUCUGGGGAACCUGAUCCUUGGCAAAGAGGAGUUUGUCACCAAAGAGAGGACUUGUUCUUCUCGCAGGCUGGCAGUGGUGGCCGGACAUUGGCUCACGGUGGUGGACACUCCUGGAUGGUGGUGCGACUCCAGCGCUCGGGACACUUCGAAUCUCGUGAAGAGGGAGAUCGUAACCAGCGUCUCGUUGUGCUCGCCGGGCCCUCACGUCUUUCUGGUCACGGUGAAGGCGAGCUCGGUGUUCUCAGAGAGGCGCCGGAGAGCCGUGGAGGAGCACGUGGGCCUGCUGGGUGACGGGGCGUGGGACCACUGCGUGCUCGUCUUCACCUUCGCUCACAGCUUUCAGCACACGCAAGCGGAGGAGUGCGUGGAGAGAGGGGGGGAGGCCCUCCGCUGGCUCGCUGAGAAGUGCCACCAGAGGUGUCACAGCGUUGUCCUGAAUGAGAACUCCGACGUAACAGAGCUGCUGGCGAAGAUACAGAAACUCGUUACGGCGAACGGAAACAGAGUGUUUGAGAUGCAGGAAAACGUUUUACAGAUGGCAGCGGAGGAGAAGAGAGGCGUGGCCGAGAGGGCUCAGCUGAGGUUUUUAACAAUAAAACGGCACAGAUCUGUCAUGCGAGAGAAGUUACGGCCCGUCACUGCAAUCCGCCUUGUGCUGCUCGGAGCCAAGGGUUCAGGAAAGACCUCGGCGCUGAACACCAUCCUGGGCAGAGAGAACAGCCGGAGACUCGGCAGGACAGCCCAGUGUCGUGUUGGAGACGGUGUUGUGCUUGGAAGACAGGUGACCGUCGUGGACACCCCGGGCUGGUGGAUGAACUACUUCUGCAGCGAGAGUCCCCUCUUCGACAGGAGGGAGAUGGUGCUCAGCUUGUCUCUGUGUCCGCCGGGGCCUCACGUCUUUCUGCUGGUGGUCCGCGCGGACCGAGCUUUCACGGAGACGUACAGGCGAGCAGCCCAGGAGCACCUCGAGCUCAUCAGCGAGCGGGUCUGGAGCCGCGUGAACCUGCUGUUCACGUUCGGGGACUGGCUGGGGGGCACCACGACGGAGCAGCUCAUCGAGAGCGAGGGGGAGCCUCUGCGGUGGCUGGUGGAGAGAUGUUCCAACCGGUACCACGUCCUGAACAGUAAGACCAGAGGAGAUGGAUUUCAAGUCAGAGAACUGAUCGGGAAGAUCGAGGAAACGAUGUGUGGCUGCGACGGGACGUGGCAUUACGAAAUAGAGAGGGAAGAGCUGGGGGAACUGAGGAGGAGGAUGAGAGAGGAGGCAGAGAGAGCCAACGAACGACUGACGCGGAAGGAGAAGCAACGACGGCGGGCACAGGCUGAGAUGGAGAAGCUCGCCCCUCUGCAAGAGCUGAGAAUAAUACUGGUUGGUGGCAGGAAGGGAGGCAAAAGCUCAUGUGGAAACACCAUCCUCAGCAGAGACGCCUUCGCCACAGACGCCCAGACGGUCUCCUGUAGUGAAAAUCGCUGCAAAGUCAGAGGGAAGACGGUGUCUGUGGUGGACACUCCCGGAUGCUUCCCUGUAAGCGCUGAAUUUGCGGGGACUCCUUCGGCUGUCCUCCUGGUUGUCAACGCGAGCGCCGCGUUCACGGAUCUCCACCGCGAAGCCGCAGAGACACAGCUGGACGCCGGGGGGAGCCGGCUGUGGAGCAGAGCGAUGGUGUUGUUCAGCCACGGCGACUGGCUGGGAGACACCAGCAUCGAGCGACGCAUCGAGAGCGAAGGCCAGCCGCUGCAGACGCUGGUGGAGCGGUGCGGCAACAGGUACCAUGUCAUGGACAACAAGAACCAGGGGGACGGCGCUCAGGUGAGCGAGCUGGUGGAGCUGGUGGAGGAGAUGUUGGUCAUGGGGGAGGCGGAUGAUCUUUAUGGAGGUGACCGCAUGUGGAAAAGGGUUUGUUCUGCAGAGGAACAGCAGAAUGAUGCAACGCUGAGUAAGAGGAAUCUAAGGAAGAGGACGAGCAGAAGACACCGGCUGUCUCUUGACUUGGCUGAGGCUGCAACUUCCUCGUUUUAUCCGGAGGAAUUAGCGCCGACACAGGCGGUGGCUUUACCAGCAAGAAGAGCCAGAAGACAGUCAGGAUUGGUGUUCUUGGACAGCAGCAGCUUAGUGUUUCUGUCUGUGCUCGAACAAGGACGGAGCUGGUCGACGAUAGAUUUACCUUUAAGGUUCCCUUCUCCUCACAGCCUCCUGCUCUCUCCCAGACGUCAGACAACGGUGCUGGUGUCGUGUCAGGGUCGGCGCGGCGGCAUCGCCUCAGAGGACGAUUUCAUCGGCGUCCGUUCCCUUUGCCAUCCCGCCCUGAGAGAGCGGACUCUCCGCAGGUUGUCCCACUCUGGAGGCCUGCAGGCUCUUGUUGAUCAGUGGGGCCACAGCAGCCUGGACGAGCUGGAGGCCUUCAUUGACUCUUACUUUGAGAUGGUGUGGGAACAGACCAUGGGCUCGUUUCAGCCGCCCGAAUCUGACCCUCCAGCCACAGAGCAGAAUGCUGUCGACAGGCACGUUGGGGAAGAGGAGCUGCUCCUAUCCAUCGACAGGAAGCUUACGAGGCUGGAGCUCCUGGAGGAGAUCCGGAGGGAUUUGGCAGAACUGAAGCAGAACCUGGAGUGCAGCUGGGGGGAUAAACAGGAACUCAGAGACAAAAGUGAAAAGGACGAUUAGAAGGUUUGUGGCAAAGCCAUAAACAGCUGUGAUGCUUUUUAAAUAUAUUGGAUUCAUAUGUACACAC
Molecule: messenger RNA, 2851 nt
Organism: Fundulus heteroclitus (mummichog)
Lineage: Eukaryota; Metazoa; Chordata; Actinopteri; Cyprinodontiformes; Fundulidae
Product: GTPase IMAP family member 8
Exons: 5
Coding region: 1-2784 (927 amino acids)
Molecular function (GO): GTP binding
Source: RefSeq, a predicted model, not a curated record